AUGGGUUCCUCCUUAAACCCAAGAGUGCCUCAUGUUCUUCAACCAAAGCAAUCAAACACUCUUUCAUUGAAUGAUUGCUUAACCAUCUUUAUUGACUACACUCACUUAUCUAUUUCUUCUGCAUCCAAUGACCCAAAAGACCUUACCUUUAAAUUAAAAACACCCGUCUUCAAGAAAUUUGAGAUUCCUUGUGAAAUCUUAUGCAACAAUAAUGAUAUCAACAAUCAAUUUUUAUAUGAAACAUUUGAUGUCAUACCUAGUAACUUAAUAGGCGCAGCUAUACGCAAUUUGAAAGAUUGUGCUAGACAAAUGGUUCUAGACGGAAAACUGGAGGAAAUGCGUAUGAGGUUUCGAAAGGUUUCUUCGCACAUUCCAAAAAAAGAUGAAUAUGAUCAAAAUCAUGAUAAUGAUCAACAAAUUGUGGGUUUAUCAUCAAAUUUGAAAGUUGAUGUUACUUUAGAUUCUAAGGAUCGGUGUUCAAUUUGUUUUGAGGAGUUUUGCAAUGGAUCGCAAACAGAACUCUUUUAUACAAAAUGUUCUCACAUUUUUCAUAAAUUAUGUAUUGCUGAAUGGAUCUUUCAAUGUGUCGAUCAUGCCCGUGAUUAUCCUUGUCCAUUGUGUAGAUGUGACAUAGUAUGA
Lathyrus sativus (Indian pea) is the source of this 639-nucleotide messenger RNA. NCBI's taxonomy places the organism in Eukaryota, Viridiplantae, Streptophyta, Magnoliopsida, Fabales, Fabaceae. The record is from the annotation of a GenBank genome assembly.